Phoenix dactylifera (date palm) is the source of this 2084-nucleotide messenger RNA. Its product is annotated as eukaryotic translation initiation factor 4B1-like. The record is from RefSeq and is a predicted model, not a curated record. NCBI's taxonomy places the organism in Eukaryota, Viridiplantae, Streptophyta, Magnoliopsida, Arecales, Arecaceae. Gene Ontology annotation, molecular function: mRNA binding; translation initiation factor activity.
AAAAAUUGAUGCUAAGGCGAGCCACCCUAUCCCCCCCCGGCGCAUGUUAGCUGUGCUCCGGCUCCUCUCGCUAUCGAAACCCUAACCCUGAUACUAAUCUCAUCGUCUUCUCAGAUCCAGUCUCGAAGGAAGGAGAAAUGUCCAAGGCCUGGGGCGGAGUCGGCGCCUGGGCGCUCGAUGCCGAGCGCGCGGAGGCGGAGGAGCUCGAGCAGGCGGGGGCCGAGGAAGCUUCCUCCUCCGCCUUCGGCACCGCGGGCACCGUCCUCGCCAACGAGCCCGCCCAGAGCUUCCCCAGCCUCAAGGAGGCGGCCGCCACCAAGCCCAAGAAGAAGAAGCACGUCGCCAUGCCUCUAUCGCAGUUCGCCACUUCCUAUAUCGGCGGCGGCCGCGGGGAAUCUUUCUCCGAGCCCAGGGGCCUCACCCCGGACGAGAUGCUCCGCCUCCCAACUGGUCCUCGAGAGCGCUCCCAGGAGGAGCUCGAGCACGGCCGCCUUGGCGGCGGGUUCCGGAACUACGGCGGUGGAUCCCGUGGGGGUUUCCCUGGUCGCAGAUCCGACGACGGGGAAGGUUCCUGGAGUGGCGCUGGUGGCGGCAGGAGGUCAUACGGUGGUUUUGAUGAGGAGCCGAGGCGGGGACCGCCGGCUAGGGUUUCCGAUUUGGACCUCCGAUCGAGGGCUGACGAGGUUGAUAACUGGGCUAUUGGGAAGAAAUCCUUUGCUCCUGCACCGAUCGAUUCCGGACGCUCUGAUCGAUAUAGCUCGCUUGGUAGUGGAGGUUCAUCGAGGGCUGUCGAGGUGGAUAACUGGGCUGCCGGGAAGAAGCCUCUCCCUUCCAGGUACCCCAGCUUUGGAUCGGGGUUCAGGGAUUCUCGUUCUCCAUCCGAUUUCGACCGGUGGGGGAGGACAGGUGGAGGACCUCUGCCCAACAACGAGGAGAGGCCAAGACUCAUCUUGGAUCCACCGAAGGGGGAUGUGGGAGCACCGAGUGAGCCUGUGAGAACUCGUCCUAGCCCGUUUGGUUUUGCGCGGCCAAGAGAGGAGGUUUUGGCAAAGAAAGGGGUGGAUUGGAUGAAGAUAGAUUCUGAGAUUGAUUCCAUAAAGGCAAGCCGGCCGACUAGCUCGCAUUCGAGCAGGCCUUCUAGUGCACAGUCAAGCAGGCCUGGGAGCCCUGGUUCACAAGCAGCAGCAGCAGCAGAUGAAGCCCCCAAAUCUCGGCCGAAGGUGAACCCUUUUGGUGAUGCCAAGCCCCGAGAGGUUCUGUUGCAGGAGCGGGGUAAAGAUUGGAGGAAGAUUGAUCUGGAGCUAGAGCAUUGCAGUGUUGACAGACCUGAGACAGAUGAAGAGAAGAUGCUGAGAAUAGAGAUCAAUCAUCUGAAGGCACUGACUAACGAAACUGAGCAGAAUCAGAAUGGAAAAUCUGCACAGUUAUCCGCUGAAGACUUAUCCAGUCUACAUGAGCAGAUACUUAGCAAAGAGAGAGACCUGGAGAUGCUUAUACGUCACUUGGAUGACAAGGUAAGGUUUGGUCAAAGAGCUACCAGCAACAUCAGGCCUAGCUCUGGAGCUGGCAGUAGCGAUUCAUCCUCUACUAGGCCACCAUCUCAGUCUGGUUUGUCUGAGGAGUCAAGAAGCAUUGAUUUCACGGAUAGACCUCGAUCCCGUGGUGGCAUGGGAGAUAUCUGGUCCAGGCCUGUUGAUGAUAGACGAGGAUUUCAUGGGGGUAGAGAGAGAAGCUUCUUUGACAGCAGAAAUAUGGACAGGUCGAUGUCUAGGGAGAGAUGGUGAAUGCUGCUGGUGUGAAUGCUUGGGUUGGGUUGUUUUUUUUUUUAUUAUUUAACAUCAGUAAACAUAGCAAUAACUUGUUCUUUUUCCUUUUUAAUCCUUGUUCAUUUUUGCUGCCAGAAAAUGUGGUGAUAAAUCACGGAUAAUGAUGAUAACAUUUUCUUCACAUUAUUUAUUGCUGCCUUGAUGCAGUGUAAGAUUUGCUUUUUUCCAUGUCAAGGCAAGUAGGCGGACUAUAAUGUAACCUAAAUUUACUUUGAUAGUCUAAAACUAUGUUUUGUCGUACUUAAAUAUUUUCUGCAA